Messenger RNA from Engraulis encrasicolus (European anchovy), 2743 nucleotides. Its product is annotated as oocyte zinc finger protein XlCOF6-like. Gene Ontology annotation, molecular function: histone methyltransferase activity; DNA-binding transcription factor activity; protein binding. NCBI's taxonomy places the organism in Eukaryota, Metazoa, Chordata, Actinopteri, Clupeiformes, Engraulidae. The record is from RefSeq and is a predicted model, not a curated record. The coding region runs from base 1 to 2253 and encodes 750 amino acids. Gene Ontology annotation, biological process: regulation of transcription by RNA polymerase II. The transcript has 6 exons.
AUGACUCCUGGUGUGUCCAAGAGAGAGUGGUUGAAGCAGCAGAGAGCUCAGUUGAAGGAAUACAGGCGUGGAGGCAGCCUGCAGAACAAACCCAGAAUCAGUUACAUUGAGGAGGAGGAACCCAAAGAUGAAGACUACUUCUUCUGUGAGGAUUGUGAAGAUUUCUUCAUUGAGGAGUGCUGGAUCCACGGCCCCCCCAUCUUCAUCCCUGACACCUUGGCACCAGUGGGGGUCCCAGACCGAGCCAGACUCACCCUGCCCCCUGGAUUGGAGGUCAACAAGUCCCACAUCCCCAACGCAGGACUGGGAGUCUUCAACCGGGGCCAGGAGAUAGCCAGAGGAACUCACUUUGGACCCUACGAGGGACAAGUCAUGGACAAGGAGCAGGCCAUAGAGAGCGGAUACUCAUGGGUGAUUUACAAGAGCCGCCAUACAGAUGAGUACGUAGAUGCGAAGAAGGAAACUCAUUCCAAUUGGAUGAGGUAUGUGAAUUGCGCUCGUAACGGUGAGGAGCAGAAUCUGGUGGCGUUUCAGUACAGAGGAGGGAUUGUGUAUCGCUGCUGUCGGCCUGUUGUCCCUGGAGAAGAACUGCUGGUCUGGUAUGGAGACGACUACGCCAAAGAGCUGGGCAUCACAUUCGACUACCUCUGGGAUGUCAAGAGCAGCGCUAAAGAAGUAUCUGUGGCGUCUCAGGUGUUCUCCUGUUCUCUCUGUCCGUUCUCCUACACUGCUCAAAUCUACCUGCACAAGCACAUCAAGAGAAGUCACCCAGACGACUAUGUGCGACUGCUGAGGUCUGAAGAGAUCAGAUCAGAGACUUUCAUACCGUCCGGAGGCAGAAACCAACACACACAGCAAACCACAACUGCGGCGUCCAGACCAGUCACACAGCCGUCUUCAGAACAGCAAGGAGCACAUGAGCAGAGACGACAGCAGAACACCCAAGCAAGGGAGAAGAAACACCACUGCACUCAGUGUGGCAAGAGUUUCACUCAACAGGGAUCUUUAAAAGUACACCACCUCACUCACACAGGAGAGAGGCCUUAUCACUGCACUCAGUGUGGCAAGAGUUUUAUUCAAGCGUCAGAUUUAAAAGUACACCAGCAGACUCACACAGGAGAGAGGCCGUAUCACUGCACUCAGUGUGGCAAGAGUUUCACUCAACAGGGAUCUUUAAAAGCACACCAGCGCACUCACACAGGGGAGAGGCCGUAUCACUGCAGUCAGUGUGGCAAGAGUUUUAUUCAAGCGUCAGAUUUAAAAGUACACCAGCGCACUCACACAGGAGAGAGGCCGUAUCACUGCACUCAGUGUGGCAAGAGUUUCACUUCAGUGGGACAUUUAAAAACACACCAGCGCACUCACACAGGAGAGAGGCUGCAUCACUGCAUUCAGUGUGGCAAGAGUUGCACUACAGGGAAAGAUUUAAAAACACACCACCUCACUCACACAGGAGAGAGGCCGUAUCACUGCACUCAGUGUGGCAAGAGUUUCACUACAGUGGGACAUUUAAAAACACACCAGCGCACUCACACACAUGAGCAGAGACGACAGCAGAACACCCAAGCAAGGGAGAAGAAACACCACUGCAUUCAGUGUGGCAAGAGUUUCACUACAGGGGGAUGUUUAAAAGUACACCAGCGCACUCACACAGGAGAGAGGCCGUAUCACUGCACUCAGUGUGGCAAGAGUUUCACUCAACAGGGAUCUUUAAAAGCACACCAGCGCACUCACACAGGGGAGAGGCCGUAUCACUGCAGUCAGUGUGGCAAGAGUUUUAUUCAAGCGUCAGAUUUAAAAGUACACCAGCGCACUCACACAGGAGAGAGGCCGUAUCACUGCAGUCAGUGUGGCAAGAGUUUUAUUCAAGCGUCCUAUUUAAAAGUACACCAGCGGACUCACACAGGAGAGAGGCCGUAUCACUGCACUCAGUGUGGCAAGAGUUUCACUCAACAGGGAUCUUUAAAAGCACACCAGCGCACUCACACAGGAGAGAGGCCGUAUCACUGCAGUCAGUGUGGCAAGAGUUUUAUUCAAGCGUCAGAUUUAAAAGUACACCAGCGGACUCACACAGGAGAGAGGCCGUAUCACUGUAGUCAGUGCGGCAAGAGUUUCACUACAGUGGGACAUUUAAAAACACACCAGCGCACUCACACAGGAGAGAGGCUGCAUCACUGCAUUCAGUGUGGCAAGACUUUCACUUGGUCUGGUCAUCUAAAGACACACAAGUGCUCUCACAGUAAAGAGCCCUAAUCACUCUGCUGCUGAAUAAAGACCUUGAUGUUGCUUCCACCAGAGCAGGAAUGCCAAUAAACAAGACUGUCAUUGAAAUAUUCACCAACACAGAACACAUUUUUAACUGACCAUUUUAACUGACUUUGGUAACUGGCUCUUUUGUUGAGCGUUUAAUAGAUGUUUAUUAAUAUUGUGAUUUGAUGUAUGUGAGAGUGUGUCAGAGUAAUUGAUUUGUAAUAUUAUGAUUUGAUGUAUGUGUGAGUUUAAGAGUAAUUGUGAAGAAUGUGUUUAAGUUUUUACUUGGUGAUGGUGUAAAAAUGGUCUAAUUGAAAACCACAAUAGUCAACAGUUAACACCAAAUAAGAGUAAAGAUGGCUUACUUAAUUACACACACUAAAUGAAAAGUGAAUUUGACUUGUAAAGUAGAUUUUGUCACAUUGGUGACUUAAAUAUCUAUUUGUGUAAGUGAAUAGACCAAAUAGAAUUGAAUAAAACGUGGAGUAGUGUA